This is a messenger RNA of Suillus subalutaceus, 1782 nucleotides long. Its product is annotated as major facilitator superfamily domain-containing protein. The record is from RefSeq and is a predicted model, not a curated record. Gene Ontology annotation, molecular function: transmembrane transporter activity. NCBI's taxonomy places the organism in Eukaryota, Fungi, Basidiomycota, Agaricomycetes, Boletales, Suillaceae. Gene Ontology annotation, biological process: transmembrane transport. The transcript is spliced from 13 exons. The coding region runs from base 403 to 1782 and encodes 459 amino acids.
GAAACGCCUGAAAAUUAAAUCAGGGAAGCUGCGUGAAGCGAUCGAUCAGCGGAUCAAGUGAAGGUGAUGAGAUCAACGGAACAACUAAGCUAUCAAUGUGCGUGAGGUAUGUGAACAGCCGUACGAGUUCGUUUGGCGGGCAUAGAACCAGCAGUUAUCGUUUACGUAGUACAGACCUGUACACAGGAGGGGAGGGGGCGUGUUCGACGUUACGCCAGCUCAGUGUUCUAAAACUUUGUAGAUUCCCACACCUCUUGAUUCGUACCUUGUUUGCUCAGGAAUUGGAUGAUACCGCAGGAACCCGCAUUGAGCCCGCGUUAUCUUUCAACGUGCAAAUGCCAGUGAUACAGUCACUCUUCCGCGCUAUCAGCGAGGCUCAGCUCGCGAUCCACCACCGUGACGAUGGUUUCAGAAGAAAGCACUCUGCUGGUGGCCACCGCGCAUGAAGCUAUUUAUGACAGAUUCGCGCCACAUAAGAAGAGGUGGAUCGUGUGUCUUGUUUCAUUUGUGGCUUUGUUGCCUAUGUUCGUCAAAGCAGCGUUCUUGCCUUCCAUCCCUCAGAUAGCUAAAGAUCUCGACUUGACGCAUGCUGUCGUCAGCCUGACCUUCAGUCUAUCGAUCUUGGCGAGUGCCGUCGGAUCAUUGGUUUGGGCUGCUUAUUCGUCUUUCUAUGGACGCCGAUCGAUAUAUUUGUUGGGGAUGCCGUUUGUAUGCGUCGGGAGCUGUGGCGUUGCAUUAUCGACUUCGUUGCAGAGUCUGUUAUUCUGGCAAUUCUUGCAGACGUUUGGAUGCGCUGGGGCGUUGUCGCUGGGGACUGGUGUGAUUGGUGACAUUUAUGAAUUGAGAGAGAGGGGAACUGUUAUCGGGGCAUUCUUUGGUGUCACACUUUUCGGGUACGCUGUUGCCCCAUUUGUGGGAGGUUUAGCGACACAGUAUUGGUCCUGGCGCAACUUGCACUACUGUCUUGGUGCAUGGGGCUUGCUCGAGAUGCUUCUGGUAUACCUUUCGUUUCCUGAGACGAGCCAUCCCGGCACACUGGGGAUUGAUAAAGUAGCGCGCAGGAGGUGGAUCCAUAUCACAUGGGUAAAUCCUCUGAGCAGUCUCUGGUUGCUUCGGAGUCCGAACCUAUUCGCGGUUAUGUUUGCGGCGACUCUGGUGCUCAUCAGUAGCUAUGUUCUCCUCCUACAGAUGGCGUAUACUGUUGGCAUCCGGUAUGGAAUCACGAACGAUGCCAUCAUCGGGGCAUGUUUAUUCCCAAACGGACUAGGAAGCUUCACCGGAUCUCUGGUUGCUGGCCGCCUAUCGGACAUUGUAGUCAGAAAAUGGCAGGAGAAGCGCAGAGGAGUGUGGUGUCCUGAAGACCGCUUGAGAGCAACGUGGAUCGGAGGGCUGAUCAUGGUCCCAUUAUCUAUUGGGGCAUCGGGGCUGAUCACGACAUAUAUUGAGGGCUCGAUCGGCCUUGCGCUGAAUAUAUUGUGUCUUUAUGUGAAUGGAGUGGGGGUCGACUCGGUGUUGAGUCCCAUUAGUUCUUAUAAUGUGGAUGUGGUGCAUUCUAGAAGCGCAGAGGCCGCAGCUGCUCACAUGGCGAGCAGGUGGCUCGUUAUAUCUGCUGUGACUGCCCUUGUCAUUCCAUCCAUUGAGCGCAUAGGUGUUGCGUGGACGAACAUCAUCAUGGCUAUCCUUGCGGUCAUUGGACAAGGGAUCAUUUACUUGACGAUUCGUUAUGGCGAUCGCAUGAGGGCAAGCGUGGAUGUUGGUUUCUCGACCAUGGAGAAUAAUUGA